This is a messenger RNA of Entelurus aequoreus (snake pipefish), 5632 nucleotides long. RefSeq names its product lipoxygenase homology domain-containing protein 1-like. The record is from RefSeq and is a predicted model, not a curated record. The coding region runs from base 75 to 4964 and encodes 1629 amino acids. NCBI's taxonomy places the organism in Eukaryota, Metazoa, Chordata, Actinopteri, Syngnathiformes, Syngnathidae. Gene Ontology annotation, molecular function: protein binding. The transcript has 29 exons.
CCUUGAACUCACCGUAUAGUCUGUUUCCAUGUAUUGAUUGAUAUAACUUUCUCCGACAUUCUAGGACGUGUUUUAUGCCACUUUUUCUGACUCAUUUUGUCCACCACACUUUUAACGUUGUGCAUGAAUGCACAAAGCUGGACGAGUUCAUCGUUGAAGCCGUCACCAUCGGGCAGAUCGGCAGGGUGAGGAUCGGCCAUGAUGGUAAAGGUGGUGGCUGCGGCUGGUUUCUUGAUAAGAUCAUAGUAAGAGAGGAUGGACAGGCUGAGGCACAGGCCAUCGAGUUCCCGUGCCGCAGAUGGCUGGAUCGCAAUGAGGACGACGGGCAGAUCGUUCGAGAGUUAGUUCCAUUCUCUGAUGGACAGCGUCUCUACAAUGUUGGCUACCACAUCGCAGUGAAGACAGGCAAAAUCCCCGGGGGCAGCUCGGACUCCAUGGUCUUCGUCAAGCUUUACGGGGACAAAGGUGACACCAGUAAAAUGAUGCUGGUGGUCUCUGACAAUAACCUGAGAAAUUACUUUGAGACGGGUCGCAUCGACAUCUUCACUGUGGAAACCUCUGAUGUUGGACAGAUCAACCGCCUGAUGAUCGGUCACACCAACGAGGGUUUACGGGCCGGCUGGUUCUUGGACAGCGUCCAGAUUUUGGUCCCUCUGAACGGAAAGCACUACAUGUUUCCCUGUCAUCGCUGGCUGUGCAAGGUAGAAGCUGACGGCAAGACGGAGGUGGAGAUUUACCCCAGCGAAAUCCUGGACACACAGCAACCGAUCAACUAUGAGGUGUCAGUUACAACUGGAGAUGAGAUGUUUGCCGGCACAAAUGCCAAAGUGUUCAUUCAGAUUUACGGGGAAAAAGGCAAGACUGAAGUCAUCACCCUCGACAGCCGGUCAAACAACUUUGAAAGGAACACCACAGAUAUAUUCAAGAUCGAGGCCAAAGACGUGGGGAAGGUUUUCAAGGUCCGCAUCGGCCACGAUGGCUCGGGGUUGGGAUCCGGCUGGUUCCUAGAGACAGUGGACGUCAAGCACACAACGAUGGCUAUGGUGCCCAAGGAGAAGAAGAAGGAAGACAAGAAAAAGAAGAAAAAGAGAAAGGAGGAGGAAGUAGCAGAGGCUAUGCAGGAAGUGGUGCUGACAUAUCAUUUCCCCUGCUCGCGUUGGCUGGCUGGAGGAGAGAAUGAUGGCGAGCUGCAAGUGGAGCUGCUGCCUGAUGGCGCAGAGGAACUGGAAGUCAACACCUACGAAGUGUGCGUCUUCACGGGUGAUGUGCUGGGAGCUGGGACCGACGCCAACGUCUUCAUUAAUAUUUACGGCGAUAACGGCGACACUGGAGAGCGUUAUCUCCAGAACUCUGACAACAUCAACAAAUUUGAACUAGGAGAGGAGGACGUUUUCAUACUGACAGCUAUUGAUUUGGGUUCUCUGAAAAAGCUUCGGAUCCGUCAUGACAACACACGGUCAUAUUCAGCUUGGUACCUUGAUCGUGUGGAAAUAGUGGACACAAAGGAUGACACGACAUACUACUUCCCUUGUAACCGCUGGCUGGCAGUGGAUGAGGAUGACGGCCAGAUAGCAAGAGAGCUGGUUCCUGUGGAUGAGGCCUUCAUGAAGAAAGAUGAGGAUGAGGAUGGAGGCGGCGGUGCCACUUUGGGGCUGGAACAGAAAUCCAUGUCCACUACGUAUACCAUUAAAGUAAAGACCGGAGAAAAAAAGUAUGCGGGAACUGACGCUAAUGUCUUUGCCGUAUUAUUUGGAGAAAAUGAUGACACAGGAACCAUCAACCUGAAGGCCUGUAAGAGCUAUAAGAAUAAGUUCGAACAAGGGAUGAUCAACGAGUUCACUGUGGAGGCUGUGGAUUUGGGCGAGCUGGAAAAGCUUAGAGUUGGUCACGACAACUCAGGGGGCUCACCUGGUUGGUUCUUGGACUGGGUUGAAAUCGACGCCCCCUCACAGGGUCUGAGGCUACGCUUCCCCUGUGGGCGCUGGUUGGACAGAGGUGAGGAUGACGGCGCCAUUGUGAGGGAUCUCUAUCCCGCUGAGUUACAGACUGAGCUGUACACGCCAUUUGUGCCCUACGAGCUGAAGAUCUACACCAGCAAUGUUUUCGGCGCGGGAACAGAUGCGGAUGUGUUUAUCGUUUUGUACGGCCGCAAAGGCGUGUGCACGCUGCAGAAGCACCUGUGUGUCAACAAGAGGGAGAGGCGACUGUUCUUUGAGAGGGGAGCUGAAGACAUGUUCAUUGUGGAGUUGGAAGAUGUUGGCGACAUUAUAGAGAAGAUCCGAGUGGGGCACGACAACAGGGGCUCCAACCCAGGGUGGCACCUCGACCGAGUGGAGAUCCGACGUCUUCUGAGGAAAGGAAAGGGAUCGGAGACGACUAUUUUUCCGUGUGAGCGUUGGCUGGCUAAAUCAGAAGAUGAUGGUGAGACGGUGAGGGAGUUGGUGCCAUCUGACAUUAUCACAGAGAAACUCCUCAGGGGUGGCACACUGAAACGAACUGAAACCGAGAUUGAAGAUGCUUUGGAAACCCACGCUUACCAGGUGUCCGUACGCACAGGUGAUAUGUACAAAGCAGGCACGGAUGCCAACGUCUUUCUGACAAUCUAUGGAGACCUCGGUGACACAGGAGAGCGCAAAUUGGCAAAAUCUGAGAACAACAAGAACAAGUUUGAGAGAGGAGAGGUGGAUAAAUUCACCAUUGAAGCGGUGGACCUGGGCCAGGUGUUUAAGGUCCGAAUUCGUCACGACAACUCCAUGAUGGGGGCCGACUGGUACCUGGACCAAGUGGAGGUCCUGGAUGUGGACACAGAGGAGGUCUACAUGUUCCUGUGUGAGCGCUGGCUGUCCAAGAAGAAGGAGGACAAACGCUUAGAGAGGACCCUCUUUGUGAAGGGAUACGAAGGUGAAAGAAACGCCGAUCCAAAUUUCAAAAAGAUGGCUGAGGCCAAACUGGGUCUGGAUAGGAAUGCAAACAAAAAGAAAAAAAAGAAGAAGGUGGCAGUGACGGAAGAAGGUCCAAUCAUCCCCUAUCACUUCACUCUAUCCACUGGGGUUGAGCGCGAUGCCAGCACCACUGCCAGGGUCUACAUCGUCAUCAUCGGCCCCGGAGACCUGGAGACAGACCGGCUAUGGCUAGACCUUCCAGACGGGAAGAAAUCCUUUGCAGCUGGCAGCAUGGAGCAUUUUGUGUGCUAUGGAACUGACGUGGGCAAGAUCAAGAGAGUGGAAAUCGGCCACAACGGCGCCACACCAGAGAGCUGCUGGUUGGUGGAUGAGCUGGCGGUUGCCGUGCCAACCAAAGGUAUCAAGUACAGCUUCCCGUGCAAAUGCUGGCUGGCUAAAGACAGAGGAGACGGUCUGACGGUCAGGCUGUUCAACGUGUUGGACGCCAGCACCAUCAGCAUCAACCGCAAAGGGAUUUAUUCCACCACAGUCAUCACAGGCGACACACAGUAUGCCGGCACGGACACCAACAUAUUCCUGACUGUGUACGGAGCCAAUGGAGGCACAGAGGAAAUGCUCCUGGCCAAGAAUGAGGACAGAUUUGAGCGAGACCAAGAGGACACAUUUAACCUGGAGGUAGAUGACAUCGCUCCUCUAAAGAAGAUAAGAGUUCGGAUUGAUGGCAGUGGCAGCCGUCCCGAUUGGUUCCUGGACAGAAUCCUGAUGCGAAACCUAAACACAGAGGAGGUGUACAUGUUCACCUAUGAGAACUGGCUCUCCAAGACCAAAGGACCCAGUAGGACUGAAAAGUGUGAGCUGGCGGCCGUGGUGGACGAGGAAGAGAUGGUGGAGAAAACAACCUACAUCAUCCAAGUCCAGACCAGUGACAUCACAGGUGCCGGCACAGACGCCAACGUGUGUCUGAUGGUUUUCGGAGAGUUUGGCGACACGGGCAUGCUGAAGCUGAAAGAGAGCGCCAACAGGAACAAGUUUGAGCGCAAAAUGAAAGAUGUGUUCCGGUACCCCGACAUGCUCAGUCUGGGCGAGCUCUCCAAAGUGCGAGUGUGGCAUGAUAACAAAGGUCCGGCUCCGGGAUGGCACCUGGACUACAUUGACAUCAAAGAUGAGACCAUGGACCAGAUUUUCAGGUUCCCGUGCGACCGCUGGCUGGCUAAAAACGAAGACGACGGCCAGAUCAUCAGGGAGCUGGCGUGUGCCAACAACGACUCUGUGGACCUCAGUGAUAAAACCAAAUACGAACUGGCCGUAACCACUGCAAACACAGAGGACGCCUCCACCAAUGAAAACGUCUGGAUCGUAUUAGAAGGAAGGAAAGCCCGCUCCAAGGAGUUUGUUCUGGAGAAUAAGAAGAACAAGUUCUCAUGCGGCGCCAUCGACACCUUUGAGUUCUCCUCCAAGCACGUGGGCGAGAUCGCCGGCAUCUGCGUGGGCCACAUCACCAAAGACGGCAAGAAGGUGAAGAAUGAAUCAACCUGGCAUGUCGUGGAGGUGGUGGUGACAGAGAAAGAGCUGGGAAACAAGUAUUUCUUCCACUGCGAUGCUCGAGUGCCCCUGGCGCCCAAAAAGGACCAGUUCCAAACAUUCGAGUGUAACAAGUCCAUAGAGAGCUUUGCCAGCAAAGUCCGUAACCUGGUCCUGGUCAAGUACGAGAUCCUCCUCACCACAGGCGACGUCAAGGACGCCGGCACGGACGCAAAAGUCUACGUCACCGUCUACGGCGUCAACGGGGACUCGGGUAAGCGUCACCUGCGCAAGAGGUUUCGUAACCUCUUCGAACGAGGUCACACGGACCGCUUCCUGGUGGAGAUGUUGGACCUCGGGGAGCUGCUCAGGGUCAAAGUGCAGCAUGACGACAGUGGCUCAAACUGUGGUUGGUACUUGGAGUACGUGGAGGUAACCAACACGGCCAACUCGGUUACAACCAUCUUUCAGUGCGGUAAGUGGCUGGACUCUGAUAAGGCUGACGGGCGCACUGAGAGGGUCCUCUACCCUAAGUACUAAAUGACCUACGACCUGGAUUUUUUAUGUUUUUACUUUUACUUCGCUACAAGUUACAACCAGAACUGCACUCCCCUCCAUCAAGGUCCAUUGUACGCGUUCAUACAGGUCCACUUAACUACCUACAUCAGGGGUCCCCAAACUAGGGCCCGUGGGUCGGAUCCGGCCCCCCAGCAUCCAAAAUCCGGCCCACAGGAAGUCCCAAGUUAAAAAAAAAAGUGUUUUAAUUUAUUUAUUUUUUAUUUUUUUUAAAUUUUUUAUUUUAUCUUUCCUUUCUAAUCCAUUUUAUACCGCUUGUUACUCUCGGUGUCUCCUAGCCGCUCAGGCAAAUCAUAUGGUCUAAAAAUUAAUCAUCCCAUCGAUAACGUGACAAUGUUAAAUAUUGAUGAACAUCAAUGUUAAUUUAUGUUAAAUGACAAAACGGAUUAACUCGCUGGAAUAUAAAAACAAUGUGUGUAUAUAUAUAUAUAUAUAUAUAUAUAUAUAUAUAUAUAUAUAUAUAUAUAUAUACAGCCCGGCCCCCGGCCAAAUUUUUUUAACCCAAUGCGGCCCCCGAGUCAAAAAGUUUGGGGACCCCUGACCUACAUUAUACUAAUUAUUUUUAUUAUUAAAUGUUUAUUCAUUGAAUAAUGUGGACACAAAUACGAAAUCCUCACCAAAUUGCAAAUUUU